Molecule: messenger RNA, 3745 nt
Organism: Phragmites australis (common reed)
Lineage: Eukaryota; Viridiplantae; Streptophyta; Magnoliopsida; Poales; Poaceae
Product: cullin-1
Exons: 17
Coding region: 961-3228 (755 amino acids)
Biological process (GO): ubiquitin-dependent protein catabolic process; protein ubiquitination
Cellular component (GO): cullin-RING ubiquitin ligase complex
Molecular function (GO): ubiquitin protein ligase binding
Source: RefSeq, a predicted model, not a curated record
AAUUAGCCAUAUUUGGUGUCCAUUCUGCUAUCUUAGCGUGGCUGUUGGGUUGGAGGAGGCCCACUCCGAAGAUAUUUAUGGAAAUGGUCUUGUUGCCCGUGACACACAAAGGGUGGAUAGACAUCACACAUUGAUUGAGUUAUACGAAGUAGAACAGCUUAUACCGAGUGGUUCGAUGCCUGGAACCAGAAUCCUAAGCCGCUGAAAAUCAAGAAUAGAAUUGUCCAUUCCAAAAGUAAGCUUGGGAAACUUUGAUUUGACCACAAAAUUGUGUGACCCAGGUCUCCUGGAGGAUUCACGCUUCUUAGAAUUUGGUACCUUUAGUUUGUGGUUGAUUGCAAAGUGGUAGCUCAAUCAUCUUUGGAGUUAGCCUUAGAGUGAUAUAUCAAGUACUCCCUUUUCCAUUUAGAAAUAUAUGGUGUUGCAUAAUUUGAAUGGCCAAACUUCCUUACCUUUGGUUGCAAAUAUGUAGAAAAUAAUCACCUCUUUGUUGAAAGCUAUACAAAUUUAGAUGCAAAUCAAUGGUAGAGAUUAAGGGGUAGUCUUUGUAUUUUUAGAGGUUAUAUGGUUAUUUUCACGUUGAGAGUUUUGCUGUGAAGGUUGCCUGCCAUUAGGUCCAAACCCUUACCAUUGGACAUCCUGAACCCUACUUGAUAACAGUGUAGGCUGUUCUUUGAAGAAGAUGAAUGCAAUCAAUGUCUUGACAACCCAACUGCAAUCCCCCAACCCACAAGCAUCGACACAUUCCUUGCAGCGGUACGUGCAAGCAUACCACACCGUCACAACAUUGAGCACCAUGGAGAACAUUGUCUUUGGCAGGAGCGCAGCAAGCAGCCGAGCACCGCUGCUGCGGUGGCCAUGUGAAAUGAGCUCAUAUGGACAUGUCAACCUGCAUCGGUACAUGGAAGGCCCACUGCUAACUCUAUUUAGAUUCGCUUCCAACCUUUCAUCAUUUGUUACAUGCACCGAAUCAAGAGCCAUGCACAUCGCCACCAAUACAGGUCAAAAAAAAGAAAUAAAGCAGAAGGAGAAAGAAAGAUAAAUGUUGUGCAUGUUGUUGCGCGUGAAAUCAUACUCUGGAUUUCGAUCUUGGAUGGGCCUGGGCUGGGCAUGAGCUGGUUUGGAGUACCCAUGCUAAAACCAGAUUGUUUUCACCGACACAGUGAAAGUAGGCAACUCUUUGGAAGAGUACUGAAGCAGGAUCCAAAUAUUUUAGCUGGGAACAUGAAAAUGGUCUUACCUUCUCUAAGAGAGAAGCAUGAUGAGUUUAUGUUGAGAGAGCUAGUAAAACGGUGGUCAAACCAUAAAGUGAUGGUUCGGUGGUUGUCACGCUUCUUCCAUUACCUUGAUCGGUACUUCAUUUCACGAAGGUCACUACCACCUCUUAGAGAAGUUGGGCUUAGCUGUUUCAGAGACUUGGUAUACCAAGAGAUCAAAGGAAAAGUAAAUAGUGCAGUCAUAUCUUUGAUAGAUCGAGAACGCGAGGGUGAACAAAUAGAUAGGGCCUUAUUGAAGAAUGUUCUGGAUAUAUUUGUUGAAAUUGGCUUGGGUGGUAUGGAGUGCUAUGAAAAUGAUUUUGAAGAUUUCUUGCUCAAAGAUACUGCCGACUACUACUCUAUCAAGGCUCAAACCUGGAUCCUUGAGGAUUCUUGUCCAGACUACAUGUUAAAGGCUGAGGAAUGCUUGAAACGGGAAAAGGAUCGUGUUGCUCAUUAUUUGCAUUCUAGUAGCGAACAGAAGUUAUUGGAGAAAGUGCAGCAUGAAUUGCUAACUCAGUAUGCAAGCCAGCUCUUGGAAAAGGAGCAUUCUGGAUGUCAUGCACUACUUCGUGAUGAUAAGGUUGAGGAUCUCUCAAGAAUGUAUAGGCUCUUUUCGAGAAUAACUCGUGGCCUAGAACCUGUUUCUCAGAUAUUUAAGCAGCAUGUUACUAACGAGGGCACAGCCUUAGUCAAGCAAGCAGAAGAUGCUGCUAGUAAUAAGAAGCCAGAGAAGAAGGACAUGGUUGGUCUGCAGGAACAGAUUUUUGUCCGGAAAAUCAUUGAGCUGCAUGACAAGUAUGUAGCAUAUGUUACUGAGUGUUUCCAGGGUCACACACUCUUUCAUAAGGCUCUUAAAGAGGCUUUUGAAGUUUUCUGCAACAAAGGUGUUUCUGGUAGUUCAAGUGCCGAAUUGCUAGCUACCUUCUGUGACAAUAUUUUAAAGAAAGGUGGCAGUGAAAAGCUUAGCGACGAAGCAAUUGAAGAUACCCUUGAGAAGGUGGUAAGGCUACUUGCCUAUAUCAGCGAUAAGGACUUGUUUGCUGAAUUUUACAGAAAGAAGCUUGCAAGGAGAUUACUUUUUGACAAGAGUGCUAAUGAUGAGCAUGAAAGAAGUAUCCUAACCAAACUAAAACAACAAUGCGGAGGGCAAUUCACUUCAAAAAUGGAGGGCAUGGUUACUGAUCUUACUGUUGCAAGAGAUCAUCAGACGAAAUUUGAAGAGUUCAUAAGCAGCCAUACCGAGUUGAAUCCUGGGAUAGACUUAGCUGUUACUGUUCUGACAACAGGAUUUUGGCCGAGUUACAAAUCUUUUGAUCUAAACCUACCUUCUGAAAUGGUGAAAUGUGUAGAGGUUUUCAAGGAGUUUUACCAGACAAGAACAAAGCACAGGAAGCUUACCUGGAUAUAUUCUCUGGGAACCUGUAAUAUCAGUGCUAAGUUUGAGGCCAAAACUAUUGAGCUCAUUGUUACAACUUAUCAGGCUGCAUUGCUGCUGCUAUUUAAUGGAGCUGACAGGCUUAGCUAUUCUGAGAUUGUGACACAGCUAAAUCUCUCAGAUGAUGAUGUUAUUCGUUUGCUCCAUUCUCUGUCUUGUGCAAAAUACAAGAUUCUUAACAAAGAACCAAAUAACAAAUCUAUUUCACCAAACGAUGUCUUUCAAUUCAAUUCAAAAUUUACUGACAAGAUGCGAAGAAUAAAGGUGCCACUUCCUCCAGUUGAUGAGAAAAAGAGAGUAGUUGAAGAUGUUGACAAGGAUCGUAGGUAUGCAAUUGAUGCAUCCAUUGUGCGCAUUAUGAAGAGUCGUAAAGUUUUGGGUCAUCAACAACUUGUAAUGGAAUGUGUGGAGCAGCUUGGUCGCAUGUUCAAGCCUGACUUCAAGGCCAUAAAGAAGCGGAUUGAGGAUCUUAUCACAAGGGAUUACUUGGAGAGGGAUAAAGACAACCCGAAUGUGUAUAGAUACUUGGCCUGAUCAGUUCUCUGUCUCUGGACCGAUACUUCCCAGAGCCUGACUCCUGUCACCUGCAGUAUUGCACGAUUUAUUGGUGAUAUUCCUAUAUUUCUCAUGUGGUGCGGCUUUGGAUUUUCUAUAAUUGCUGGCAAUUGUAUUGUGUUCGGCAUGGGCUUAUCUCUGCUGUACAUCCAGAUUGCCCAGUGGUUGGCCUGUCAAUAGAGCUCACCAAGACCGAUUCACAGGUGGGAAUGCAUGAAAAACAUGCAAACAUAACCUAAAUUAUCACACCAUCUAUUUGGUCCUGUACUAUUUGUUGUAAUUUUCCCCCAAUAUAUAUAUGUAGCUUUGUUGUAUUUUAGUUAGUUGUCUAGGUAUAAAUGGAGAUAGAAUCAUGAAUCGGCAGGCCCUUCAUUCUGCUCUCAUUGCAGCAAGAUGUCAAUCCAUGUAUUCGUUGUGAAUCAUGUCUUGUAUAAUUGCUUGAGAUGCUGGUGGUAAUGCAUGGUCACAAGCGUGGCCUUGUAUGAUGCUUCAAAUA